UACUUUUGGUCAUACUUCAAUAUCAUUAACGAUACAAUACACAAAAGAAAUUAUAACAUUUCUUACUGGUCAGCCUCCUAAGUCAUGCUUAUCUCCAAGAGACGAAAGUACUAGAGAAGAAAAAAAAAUAUUUUUAGUAUGUAUAUCUUACUGGAAUGAAAACAAACAAGAAUCUAUGCUUACUAUCCUUAAUAUGAAAGAUUUGGAUCAUUGUUCAGCAUCCACAGUAUCUUUAAGUAUUGGAGAAGCUAUUAGUAAAAACUUAUUAAAUCCAGCACAAUGUCAAUAUUGGCUUACCGAUAAUACAGCUUAUAUGUCAGGAUCAACCGCUGGUGCUGUUGUUAAAUUUAAUUAG
Racocetra persica is the source of this 355-nucleotide messenger RNA. Lineage: Eukaryota; Fungi; Glomeromycota; Glomeromycetes; Diversisporales; Gigasporaceae. The record is from the annotation of a GenBank genome assembly.